AUGGAAUGCAGAAAACACAAUCACCAAAGCAACAAAGGAGUUUGCCCAUCUUGUUUAAGAGAUAAGCUCUCUCAACUACCUAACACGCCGUCGUAUUACGUCAUACACCGAUCUGAUGAUUCUCUCUCCUUAAACACCACCGUCGAUUCGUCUUCUCCGGCGUCUCCUCCGGUUAAGGAUCAUCACCGGAGAGCUGGUUCGAUGUCGAUGUCUUUCGCUGUGAGAGAAGCGUUGAGUGGUAAUCUGAUUGAAGGAUUGAAGAAAAGCAGAUCUGUGGCUCAUCGUUUGCUUCAUCUGAAAGGGAAAGGCGGUGGUGGUGCUUCCGACGUCGGAGGAUUUGUUACUUCACGGCAAAGAGUUUAUUAA
Messenger RNA from Arabis nemorensis, 366 nucleotides. The record is from the annotation of a GenBank genome assembly. Lineage: Eukaryota; Viridiplantae; Streptophyta; Magnoliopsida; Brassicales; Brassicaceae.